Brassica rapa (field mustard) is the source of this 414-nucleotide messenger RNA. RefSeq lists its product as uncharacterized. NCBI's taxonomy places the organism in Eukaryota, Viridiplantae, Streptophyta, Magnoliopsida, Brassicales, Brassicaceae. The record is from RefSeq and is a predicted model, not a curated record.
AUGAUACCAAAGGUGACGGCAAGAAUGAACGAAGCUCUCAUAAGAGACAUUUCGAAAGAAGAGGUGAAAGAAGCGAUAUUCUCAAUCAAAGCUGAGAGUGCACCAGGACCGGAUGAGAUUUUGGCUGUCAAUCAGUCAGCGUUUGUGAGUGAAAGAUUGAUCUCAGACAACAUUUUAAUCGCUCAUGAAGCAGUCCACGCCCUGAAGGUACACCCAGAGGUAUCAGCAGAGUACAUGGCAGUGAAAAUUGACAUGUCCAAAGCAUACGACAUAAUUGAAUGCUGUUACUUGCCAGCCUUACUGCGAGCGAUGGGUUUUCACGAGAAGUGGGUUGAUUGGAUCAUGAUGUGUGUAACAACUGUAUCCUUCUCGGUCCUGAUAAACGAUCAACCCUUUGGCUUAAUAUCCCCGUAG